Molecule: messenger RNA, 1654 nt
Organism: Eupeodes corollae
Lineage: Eukaryota; Metazoa; Arthropoda; Insecta; Diptera; Syrphidae
Product: tubulin beta-2 chain
Exons: 2
Coding region: 179-1519 (446 amino acids)
Biological process (GO): mitotic cell cycle; microtubule cytoskeleton organization
Cellular component (GO): microtubule; cytoplasm
Molecular function (GO): GTP binding; GTPase activity; structural constituent of cytoskeleton
Source: RefSeq, a predicted model, not a curated record
UACACAACUAUAACUUUAUACUCACAAUCUUCUAGAAGGCAAUGAGAAAUUAAAAUCAAAAUAUAUACUUUUUCAUAAAUAAAAAACGAUUCAUCGCCUUUAAAAAUCUAGAAUUAGAAUAAAUAAGUUUGCUUUUCCUGAUAUUGAAACGUUCGUGGUUAAAAAAUAAUUCAAGAAAAUGCGUGAAAUUGUUCAUAUUCAAGCAGGUCAAUGUGGCAAUCAGAUUGGAGGAAAAUUCUGGGAGGUUAUAUCCGACGAACAUUGUAUUGACGCUUCUGGAACUUACUACGGCGAUAGUGAUUUACAAUUGGAGCGGAUAAAUGUUUAUUACAAUGAGGCAACCGGUGCAAAAUAUGUGCCCAGAGCAAUAUUGGUCGAUUUGGAACCAGGCACAAUGGAUUCAGUACGAUCUGGACCAUUUGGUCAAAUUUUUCGACCAGAUAAUUUUGUGUUUGGUCAAUCUGGUGCUGGAAACAAUUGGGCCAAGGGUCACUACACCGAAGGUGCUGAACUAGUCGAUUCUGUUCUGGAUGUCGUACGAAAAGAAUCUGAGGGAUGUGAUUGUUUGCAAGGAUUUCAAAUGACACACUCGUUGGGUGGAGGAACUGGGUCAGGGAUGGGAACCUUGCUUAUAUCAAAAAUUCGAGAGGAAUAUCCCGACAGAAUUAUGAAUACUUUUUCUGUGGUUCCAUCUCCCAAGGUCUCUGAUACUGUUGUCGAGCCAUACAACGCAACUUUGAGUGUCCAUCAAUUGGUGGAGAACACAGAUGCGACCUAUUGCAUUGAUAAUGAAGCAUUGUACGACAUUUGUUUCCGCACACUGAAACUUACUACUCCAACAUAUGGCGAUUUAAAUCAUUUAGUUUCAGCAACUAUGUCUGGUGUGACGACGUGUCUGCGGUUUCCCGGACAACUAAAUGCUGAUUUACGGAAAUUGGUCGUAAAUAUGGUCCCAUUUCCUAGACUGCACUUUUUCAUGCCCGGAUUUGCCCCUUUGACUUCCAGAGGUUCACAGCAAUAUCGUGCCCUAACAGUCCCCGAGCUCACUCAACAGAUGUUUGACGCGAAAAAUAUGAUGGCUGCUUGCGAUCCCCGACAUGGUCGGUAUCUUACCGUGGCUGCUAUUUUUCGAGGUCGAAUGUCCAUGAAGGAGGUGGAUGAACAAAUGCUUAAUAUUCAGAACAAAAAUAGCAGCUAUUUUGUUGAAUGGAUUCCUAAUAAUUGUAAGACAGCCGUGUGUGAUAUUCCGCCUAGGGGUCUUAAAAUGGCAGCAACAUUCAUUGGCAACUCAACUGCUAUUCAAGAGCUCUUCAAACGGAUAUCAGAACAAUUUACCGCUAUGUUCAGACGAAAGGCUUUCUUACAUUGGUACACUGGAGAGGGCAUGGACGAAAUGGAAUUCACUGAGGCUGAGAGCAAUAUGAAUGAUUUAGUUUCAGAAUAUCAGCAAUAUCAAGAGGCAACAGCAGAUGAAGAAGGUGAAUUCGAUGAAGAAGAAGAAGGUGGUGGGGAAGAAUAGGAAAAUCUUUCAAUACUGUUUAGUAUCAUUCAAAAUUAAAUUAAAAGUUUGUUUAUAAAAAUUAUGUAAUGUUUCUUUAAAAUAUGUAUAUUUUUCAUGCACUGCAUUACAUACAAUACAUUUAUAUGUAUUUUA